This is a messenger RNA of Eurytemora carolleeae, 1607 nucleotides long. RefSeq lists its product as uncharacterized. Bases 3 to 1598 code for a protein of 531 amino acids. The transcript has 16 exons. The record is from RefSeq and is a predicted model, not a curated record. NCBI's taxonomy places the organism in Eukaryota, Metazoa, Arthropoda, Copepoda, Calanoida, Temoridae.
AAAUGUCUAACGGAAUAAUGUUGCGAAAGAAGAAAACAACUGCGGAUAAAUCUGGGAAUAUGAACGAAAACGAGGCGGCAGCAGCAAUUCAGGCCUGGUUCCAGGGAAAUGUUUCAAGGAUGGAAAAUGAAAAAGAAGAAGUCCUCUCUGUCAUGCAAACUGGAGAAACUGGAGCUGCAGGAUUUAACAGUAGUAAGAGAAUGUCUCGUCGUAAGACUGUUAGAAUGAACAAUCUUGUUCCUGAUUCUAAACAACUCAUGAAGACGGAUGCAGGAAAUCAAGAAUUUUUUGUUGAAGGCAAAUGGAAGGCCUAUCUCAAGGGGAUAGUUGACAUUCAAGGAAGAAUGUCAGGGCCAUUCACUCUACUGAUAAACUAUAACAACAGAAACCCAGCUUUUGACAACGAUUAUACGAAGUAUCCCUCGUACUGUGCUCUACACGUGGAUAAAGGAAGAGCUUGGUUUUCGGUCAAACUUGAUGGCAAGGAAAAGGAUCUGAGUGAUCUAACUGAUGUAGUUGUGAGCAACAUGGAUUUAGGUCUCGAUGAUUACACUAUACAGACAUACUGGCUCAGUUAUGAUAGAGAUAAUUUAACCCUGAAGUAUGGGAAAGGAUACGCUAUGGUAGAAACCACUCUUCUCAUCUGUGAUUUAUCUGAAGGGGCAAAUACUGCUGAGAAAUUAGCUAAGAAGCGUAAGCAGUGGAACACUAUGUUUGGAAUCUAUGACGAGAAGAGAGGAAAUGAUUUAAGUAUACUCCUGUACAGGGCAAAGGGAGAUAAUCUACUCAAUACUAAAAAAGUUCUCAAAGGUGAGGUUGCCGGAUACAUCAACAUGGAGAGUGUUAUGGAAGUUAGGAAGGAACCUCUCACUGCUAACCCUUCACCCUUCGUCCUGGAUUCAGAGAGAGCUACCUUAAACAUUAUUGAUAAAGGUCUUUACAUCUUUUCUUCUGAACUUCCAGUUGCAUGCAAGGUGCUGUAUGAUACUAUAAAGAAGUGUGAUAUAGAUCUAGAGUUUGAAAUGGGAACUAUGGAUGUAAAGAUGAGUGAUGCUAUCAGAUUUAGUAUAAAUACUGAGGGAGCCCUGUUGAACAAGAUUUUAAAGAAGAAACCCUAUCUACGAAUAACUAUGGGAAGGGGAAUGGGAGAAUCCCCUGGUAUUCCCUAUGUUCUAGAAAUCUGGCCAAAAGGUUCCAGAAGCCCGAUUCAUAACCAUGGAGCUGUUUGUGCCGUUAUCAAGGUUCUUUUUGGCACAAUACAGUCAGGAAUCUAUAAUAAGGUAACAAGUUCUGUUUUGGAUACAAAAGGAAACUUUAAACCAGCGGAACUUUUCAAAUUCAACGCAUUUAAAAACGAAGUCACCUGGAUGAGUCCUGAAUGGUAUCAAACUCAUCAACUCAGAAACGUUUCUGACGACUACUGCGCAACUGUGCAGUGCUACAGAUAUGAUGACAAAGACGACAUUCAAUGGAACCAAUUUGAUUUUGUCAAGGACGAGAACGGCGAGGUGGGAAAUUUCUUCCCUAACACCGACUUGACCUUCGGGGAGAUGCGGGACAAGGUCAUGAAGGAGUGGGAGAAUAGAAUGGGACUCUAGUCAAGAAAG